ACACAUAGGGAGCGCUGAAACUCGAUUAUGGUUAUUAUGGUUGGAGUAUUGUUAUUGUGGCCUGUUAGUACCAACCGUUUUAUUUUGGGAAUAUUGACAGUAUUAUGAACUCUAUCUAUCUUCGUUGCUUUAAUCAUUGGUUUUUUUUAUUUACUUGUUUUUCAUAAACUGAUCCAUAAUGGCUAAUAUUGCUACGCAAAGGAUUCAACGUGAAUUAAAUGAAGUAGCCAAGUUUGACGAAGCUCAAAAGAAAGCCAUAUCCAUUGAAAUGGUUAACGGCAGUCUACUGGAUUUAAUAGGAAAGAUUACAGGACCUCCAGAUACUCCAUAUGAAGGAGGUAUUUUCAAUUUGGAAAUCAAAAUACCAUCAACUUACCCUUUUAAUCCUCCUAAGAUGAGAUUCACAACUAAGAUUUGGCACCCAAAUAUCUCUUCAGUCACUGGUGCUAUAUGUUUGGAUAUCCUGCAAGAUCAAUGGGCUGCUGCAUUGACUAUAAGAACUGUUUUACUUAGUUUACAGGCAUUACUAGCCGCUGCAGAGCCAGAUGAUCCCCAGGAUGCUGUCGUUGCUAAACAAUACAAGGAAAACCAUGAACUGUUCGUGCAAACGGCAAAACACUGGACUUCAGUUUAUGCUCGACCUGAAAAUGAUAAGGAAAAAUGGUCUAAUCAUGAUUUUGAUGCUAAAAUAGCUAAACUUCGUGAAGUUAUGGGAUGUGAUGAACAUCAAGCGCGUGUAGCCUUAUCGUCAAAUAAUUGGGAUCUUGAUAGAGCUACACAAUCAAUGCUUUAACUUGACCAACAGAAGUCUAGAAAUUGAAAAGAGCGCCAAGUAUGAAAAAAGACUUCAAACAAAAUCCGAAACAUCAAUUUUAUCUUCAGAUUAAAGCUGUAUUGGUCGUAUUUUACUCGAACAAUCAAUUUUUCCAAUUUAAUUCUGAACGUAAUUCCAUGUAAUUAUGUACGUUAAUAUUAUUUUCAAUAACAGUGAUUUUAAUAGUGCAAUCAUUACAUUGUAGUGACAAUUAUGUUUAGAGUGAAUCACGUCUGGCUGUUAAAAACAGCUGAUCAUGUAAAUAUCCAGCUUUUCAAAUCAAUGUUUUAUUUUAUUUUUUU
Messenger RNA from Tetranychus urticae (two-spotted spider mite), 1116 nucleotides. RefSeq names its product ubiquitin-conjugating enzyme E2-22 kDa. NCBI's taxonomy places the organism in Eukaryota, Metazoa, Arthropoda, Arachnida, Trombidiformes, Tetranychidae. Gene Ontology annotation, molecular function: protein binding. The record is from RefSeq and is a predicted model, not a curated record.